AUGCUCUCGCGCGCAAUCUCCCGACAACUGCCGCAGCGCGCGGUGGCGCUCAGCAAGCGCACUUUUGUCGUCUCGGCCCGGCUCUGCGACGCCCAGGUCAACACCCUUCCGAAGAAGAACGAAACCACGCCGCAAACCACGAGCGAGGACGCCUCACUAGGCGUCACGGAGAACGCAGAGCUUGGUGUCUCGCAAGCACCCAACCGCAAGGAGAUCUGGUCCCGGAGCCAGCGGCCGCGGGGAGAUGCCAUGAGCGGGCCGCGAUUCGAGCAGACAGACUUCAGCCUUCAGCCACAAUCGAAAGCUGCGAUUGAGCUCAUUCACAAGCAGCCGGUGCGUUGGACCCACGACCGGAUAGUCGCCUGCGAUGGAGGUGGUGGCCCUGCCGGACACCCCAAGAUCUUCAUCAACACAGACAAGCCAGAGAUUGCUGUGUGCAACUACUGUGGUCUCCCUUAUGCCAAUGAGCACCACAGGCACCACCUUGAGGCUCUUCCCGAGACGUCUUACCCUCUUGCUUAA
This is a messenger RNA of Microdochium trichocladiopsis, 522 nucleotides long. Its product is annotated as NADH-ubiquinone oxidoreductase. Gene Ontology annotation, biological process: mitochondrial electron transport, NADH to ubiquinone. Lineage: Eukaryota; Fungi; Ascomycota; Sordariomycetes; Xylariales; Microdochiaceae. The record is from RefSeq and is a predicted model, not a curated record. The coding region runs from base 1 to 522 and encodes 173 amino acids. The transcript has 3 exons.